This is a messenger RNA of Labrus bergylta (ballan wrasse), 5282 nucleotides long. It is a transcript of the gene ogfrl1, whose product is annotated as opioid growth factor receptor-like 1. The record is from RefSeq and is a predicted model, not a curated record. Gene Ontology annotation, molecular function: opioid growth factor receptor activity. NCBI's taxonomy places the organism in Eukaryota, Metazoa, Chordata, Actinopteri, Labriformes, Labridae. Gene Ontology annotation, cellular component: membrane.
CCCCUUUUUUCUGCCAUUUAAAAGCUCCGCUCUGAGGGCAAUGUGAGCCCAUCGCUUUGCGGACUGACAUACGAGGUAGUGAGUUAAAUAAUGUAGAGUUUUUGUGCAAAGCAGAGGACAGUCGAAGAGGGAAGGUGCUACAUGUUUUUUAGAUGGGAAAUCUGUUGGGCAGCUGGCGUUUCAAGGAGCCGAGCACCGUUGAGGAAUGCGACUCGACGUGGGGGUCGGACUCCGAGAGCGACGAGCCGGCGGCUGAGGAUGACAGCGGCGUCUCCGACUCCAUCAGCCCGGCGGAGAGCGACUCGUCUCCGCAGCUGACUGGAUCCCCGGAGUCUGUUCCAAAGAUGAAGAGGAGUUUCUACGCUGCCAGGGAUCUCUACAAAUACCGUCAUAGCUACCCGAACUACAGAAAGUCUCGGCAACCCAACGAGUACCGUAACCUGCGAUUCUACCUGAACAAGAUCCCUCUAGUCCCUGAUGGUAUCUACAUCGAGGAGAUUCUGACAAAGUGGAGAGGCGACUAUGACAAACUGGAGCACAAUCACACCUACAUUCAGUGGCUGUUCCCAUUGAGAGAACAAGGGCUCAACUUCUACGCACAUGAACUGACUCAGGACGAGAUCAAAGAAUUCCAAAGCACUCGGGAAGCCAAGCGCAGAUUUCUGGCAGCUUACUCCAUCAUGUUGGACUUCUAUGGGAUCAAACUGCUGGAUAAGAGCGGGAGUGUUGCUCGGGCACCCAACUGGCAGGAGCGCUUCCAGCACCUUAAUGAGUCCCAGCACAAUUACCUGCGGGUCACGCGCAUCCUGAAGUCCCUCGGCGAGCUCGGCUACGAGGCGUUCAAGGCCCCGCUGGUCCGUCUGUUCCUGCAGGAGUCGCUGUACCACAACACCCUUCCCAACAUGCAACACAGCGUCCUGGAGUACUUUGUCUACACCAUCCGCCUUCCGGCCACCCGCAGACGCUUGCUCCGCUACGCUCGCCAGCAUUACAGGCCCGCCCACGCCUUCCUCUGGGGCCCACCACCUAAAAGGAGAGGUGGGGGUGGCGGCGGAGGGAGCAUGGGUGCUGGAAGUAGUGGGAUCAGAGCGCCUGCGCCAACGCCAGAGCCGCAGAGGAGGGGGGAGGAGAGCAGCCCAUCUGCAGGUAGAGGGAUUAUUGUGUCUUCCCAUGAUGCCAUGAUGUGCCAGGAGCAGAUUGGAGCAGGGCUGAAGGGUUCUACAGGACUGGGCUCCAGUAUGAGCGGACUGGAGGGAGCGUUGAUGAUGGCGGGGGCUAGAGGAGAGAUAAACGACUACAGUGAGACUUUUCCUUUGUAGAGACCGGGGGGGGGGGUUCGAUUGUUAUCUAGUAAACAAACAGCUGUAUUUUUAAUUAACUGGUUUAGAUGUAGAGAAACAAUCUUCGUUUAUACCGGAGCUUUCUGAAGCUUUCUGGAUUAUCAUGUAGGUACUAAAACACAUUUAUAAGUGUCAUUAGAAACAAUCCAGGUUAAGGGCUUUUCAUAAAAUACUAUGAAGUAUUUCUUUUCUGGUCAGCAGUUUAGCUGUUUUAAAUAAGGGGUAACUAACUUGCCUUGGUCCACAUCUCAGAACCAUCUUUCCUGAUCAGGGCUAGAUAUGAUCGACUUAGAAAGACUGCCUUAUUUCAUGUUCUGGUCUGGGACGGUCUCUGAAGUGAAAGGAGUUACUGAUACUAAAUAACGCUUCAGAACUCAAGCUGCCAGCUGAUUGGCUCGUCUGUCUGGUCUUGGUUUGAGAAACUCAGUCCUGCGUACUCAUUAAAUUGUGCAGCGGAAAGCUGAGCUCACUUCCUACCGGCGAUGUGAAGUUAAAACUACAAUGUGAAGAGAGGGAGCAGGACCAUUAUGUGGUGUUUUUUUUUUUUUUUUGAGAACACAUUAAUAGUGUGCGGGCUAGUUUUAUCACAGCAAUACUCUGGACUUUAAAUCCUCACUCUGUUGUUAAUAAUAAGAGGCACAAAUCCAUAUUUAUCUGCACUGCAAUUUACUUGUACAAAAGCUGAACGUAGCUGCUCCCACAUGAACUGUACAUAACUUUAGAGCAAAGAAGUGGACUAUUUUGUGACGAGAUAUCUGUAGGAAACAGUGAAGAUAUCACCAUAUUUAUACAGCGUCCAUUUUCCUUUAAUGCCAAGCUCAAAAUGCUGGUAUCCAAAGGAUGAUGUCGUGUUUCUGUGUUCUUAGUUAUAAGUCUUCUAAAUGUUGAGAAUCUAACAAAUCAGUAUCACCUCAAGCCUUCCUGAUAACACAAUAGAAAAGGGAAAUGAUGGACCGACCUUUGGCCGUGUUUCAGAGUUAACUUCAUAAAUAUCAGUGUUGUGUUUAGUAUGAGAAAUGUAAAUGGUGAAAUAAAGCACAGCAGUACGACAUCAUCCUCUCCACACUGAGCGUGAUGUCUGGGGAAAAUGGAGUCUGUGUUAAUAUGGUGAAUAGAGCGGCUUUUAAGUGACAUCACUCCUCUCCUUAACUGACUGGCACAGCGGCGGUUCACUGGACUAAGUUAUUUCUGCUCAAGAUGGCUGAAUACAACAGAUACCUGCUACUGUUAAAACAGCUAAAUACACCUACUUACAUUUAAAAAAGACUCUAAACAGACCCUGCCUUGUGCCUCUCUGUGUGAGGCCAAACAGGCUGACAGAUGGAUAUCAGAACAUUGUCCAUGCAAAGAAAUGUUGCCCUUUUGAUUAGAUAGCAAACAUUGAAUAAAGCAACAUAAGCUAGCAGUUGUUAGCAUCAUACAACUAAAGCUGCAACUUGUUAAAAAAAAAAGUCUAUUUCUAAUUACUUAGAACGACUAGCAAGACAUCAUUUGAAAAUAUUCUAUGUUGCUGACAUUUUGAAUUGAUGGCUUCUGCCUUCACUCCAUCUUUGUAGUCUCCCUAAAACUAAAUCGCUACAGGUGAUUUGACAUUUUGGUUGCAGUGAUGUCACCGCUUGAAGUUGUUUUUACCUUUAAAAAACAUCUUCUCCACUCAUGAUGUUUAAAUGGAAAAAUGUAUCUUCUUAGACAGCUGCCACUCAGAGUUGUGUGUCACCUAAAAGCCUCUCGCACUCAUUUUAUCGAGGAGAUGGGACGUGAACUUUAACUGAAGUUAAUGUGUAUGAACGUGACGUGUAGUGUGUUGCACUUUUUUGACAAUCUGUGUCUUCCUGUCGAAAGCGCUGUAGGUUAGUGAAGGUUGUUUGUUUGGGGUAAAAACAUCAACAUAUAAUCUAAAAAUGAUCAGCCUACCUUUGCGAUUAGCUGUUUCCAACCAGGCUAGUUUGUGGUGAUGUAGUGGAUCCAUUUGUAAUCACUCUAUAGAAAUGUGUUAAUUUUAAUGCCAAAAAUACCCCUCUAAUUAUUUCCAUAUUACUCUACUUUAAUGGGUCAAAUAAUUAGCAUGUAUGACGCUCCUCUGAAAGUGGAGCUUUUAUGUGAUUUAGCGUCAGCAGCUUUUCCAGUAAAUGAAGCCUUUUACUGACGAUCACCUCUGAUAUGUGAUGUUGAUAAGACAUCAAAUCAUCUCUCGCAUCAUGCCAGAGGCUCACAGCAUCACCUUACCUGUGUGUAGUUUUUUUUUUUUAUAAAAGACCAAUAUUAUCCUGAAAUGUCAGGAAGAGAGCAUUUAUGGUCCUCUAGAGCCAAUGUUGACUUGGCAGAUGUUUAAACAGGCAAUUCAAUUCUGGUAUUUUUAAACCUGGGACCUUUUUUUUUUUUUAUGUUUUGGGGCCUUAAAUCCUACAGGUACAAUCAAAAUUCAACAUUGGAUCAGCUGAUUGAUGCAACCAUCAGCCAGGAAACAUGCUGUAAGAAGUUCAGUCUAAUCAUUGGAGUCAAAUACCUCUGAUGAAAGCUCCUGUGAAGAAUUUUUAGAUGGUUAUGGAACGAGCUGAAAUCAAUGUAAAUGCCUCUUAAUGACCCACAAACGCAAACGAUUCCAUCAGCAAAAAGAUCGACCAUUUCUGUAUAUUUUUUAUUUAUGUCUGAAACUUCUGCCGCAGGGUAGGUGUCAGACAAGGAGAAACCUACAGCUGCAAACUGCAGACACAGCCUUUAUUUACCUUUUCCAGCACAAAGAAUCCAGAUGAGUGACUGAUUUGACUGUGAAAACAAAGUCAAGUAUAAAAAAUAAGCAGAGUGGAGAGGUAGCACUCUGUCCACAGGUAAAGUUUAACGGCGCGCACAGCCGAUGCUCCACACAGAUACAGGGGUAGCGUGGCCACCAUUGUGCGUACAUAUACGUAUCGUUGAAAGCAAGUAUAUCCCCAUCAACUUUAUGGACAGAAUCAGAGCUUUUUGUUCAAGAGGAAGGUCCUAUUUUGGAAACCAAGCUCAGCCUCCAUUGGCAACAACACUUAAACCUCUAAGGAGUUGGUGGUCUUUCACUGCUUUGAUAUUUAAGUUGUUUUGUGUUACAUUUUCUUAAACCAAGCAGCUGUUGAAUCCAUGAAUCCAGAACACUUGUUCUACUUUUUUAGCCAUUUAAACCCUAAAAUGCAAAUCUAAAAAAUGUUCCCAGGUUUUAGAAUACUUUAAUCCCCCUUUAAGGCAGGUCUGUUUGAUUCUGGGUUUUUAUUUUUGGUUUCAUGAGACGUCCUGGUUGCAUUAGAUCGUUAUCUGUGAAAUUAAAGCCAUGUGAGAUGUACGACAGCGCUGAUUUCAACCGUUCCUCCUGUAGUGUGAAGCCUUUUCAUUUUUUUAGUACAAGCUGACGGGGUUUCUACAUCGCUCUCCAGCCAAGUCUAUCUGAUAUAAUUGUAAAAAACAAAAAACUUUUCAGGUGAAUUGUGCGAAAACAUGGGCUCAAGAAUCUGAAUUUGUAGUAUGUGUAAGUGUGUGUGUGUGUGUGUGUGUGUGUGUGUGUGUGUGUGUGUGUGUGUGUGUGCCUGUGUGUGUGUGAUCUUCUUAAGUGCCUUUUUUGUAUUUUUUAUGUUUCUGAAUGCCGUCUCUUCCAACUCAUCUCCUGUGCAUCCUGUUUUUUUUUUGUAUAGCAGUUUUGAUAUUUACAUUCUACUUGUUGCAUUAUAAUCAUAUACAGUAUGAGUAUUAAUGUACAGUAACAGCAGGACUAAAUCCCUUAAGGAUGAACACAGUGUAGAGGAGAGGUUAAUGAUAUAUACUACUUGAAAUUGUAACAAAUGAAAUGUGAUUGUUUCAUUGAUAAAUAUCCACUAUGCUUCAUCUCGCAGCAUAGGUUUGUCACAAUAACUGGACAGUUGCCCUGAAAUGUGAAUUUGCCACACUUAUCUUGAAUAAAAAUAGGAAUGUGGAUUAAGA